Molecule: messenger RNA, 3349 nt
Organism: Hermetia illucens (black soldier fly)
Lineage: Eukaryota; Metazoa; Arthropoda; Insecta; Diptera; Stratiomyidae
Gene: Ube4A
Product: ubiquitin conjugation factor E4 A
Exons: 6
Coding region: 98-3193 (1031 amino acids)
Biological process (GO): protein polyubiquitination
Cellular component (GO): nucleus; ubiquitin ligase complex; cytoplasm
Molecular function (GO): ubiquitin-ubiquitin ligase activity
Source: RefSeq, a predicted model, not a curated record
UGGUUGACAAGUGGCUGUAGUUCGUGAUUUGUUCUGUGAUGAGGAGCCUUUAUUAACUUCUUAUACGAAAUUCAUUCAGGUUUAAGCUUCUGCUAAGAUGUCAGAGAAAAAGGGUGACGAGAAUCCGUUUGCUGGGCUUUUCGACCAAGGAAGUGAGGUUUCAACGCAUGGGGCAGCUAGUGACACUCGCUCAAACUCGCGAUGUAGCUCCAACGAAGGCAAUUUGGAACAGAAGAUAAAUUCCCUAAUCGAGAAAGUAUUUCUGAUCACACUUAAUAAAAAAGGCAAUGCAAAACGGCAGCUGGUACUCAUGGAAGAAAUUACCAAUCAAAGUGAACGCGACUGCAUUGAUUUGACUCUCCUGGAACAAGCGCUGUUCGAAAGGCUUCUGCUGCCAAACCCCAAGGACUUUUUAAUUCCUAGCGAUCGAAUGGAUGAGACGACACAUCUGGUAACAGAAACAAAGGCAAUAACCUAUUUAUACCGAGCAUUUGAAGAAAAUGAGAAGGAUUUGUCUGAACACUUCGAUCCUGACUUGGCCGAAGCGUAUAAAAAAGUACGCGAAUUAAUAAUAUUAAAUGCUAGUACAGCAAUGAAGCAACCAGAAUUAUUUGAAGGCCAAUCACUUUCCUUCCAGUGGCUUGGUAUUCUACAAGAAUGUCAUUUAGACGUAAACUAUCGAAGAGAAUUCCUGUACGCUGUUACCAAAGAUUUAUUUGCAGACGACGCUAAAUCGGCCCUGGGCUAUCUGAAAAUUAUAUUUUAUCCUAUGUUCAGCGAAAUUCUGAAAACUGUCCGCAAUGCUAACAUGAUAACUCUGGAGAAAUGGGUGAUACCAAUUUUAUUCCUUUUUGUAAGCGAUAAAUCUACACCUCAACUUGGGGAAUUAGUAUUGGAUUUCUCCACUCCCAAUCCGGAUUCAGAAGGAGUUCGGUACGCUGAAACUUUGUUUGGUGAAUUGUUAAGUCUAUCUAUUUUGCCAAAAAAGCAAAACGGUCGUUACGAAUUUUAUGAGAAUCCGGUUGAUCUGCUAAAUGCAACUUUAAACGCUUCUCUCUGGGAUUAUUUCAAAAAUCAUCUGAACGCAAUGUACGGGAUAUUUAAGGCUUUGUUGGUGCUGGACACUUCAGUGAAAAACAAAACAUUGUCAUGGAUUGGAAACUGCUUACAUGCCAACUUGCCUCGAGGGCAAAUAUGGAAUACACACAAUUUAGCGGCGCUCGGAGCCUUUACAAACGCUUCAGAUGCUUUUAUGAUAGGCUUUUGCGGAAUUUUGCUGCGAUUGUGUGUGCCACUGCUCAAACCGAGUUUCAAAGUGAUGCUCGUUGACCCGACAUAUUGCGCUGUAGAUGAAGCGAGCCGCUUAUCUAAAAACGUUCAUAUGAAAAAAGCUUCCGAGGAAACUUGCUUAUUGCCAACGAACGAAAGUGAGACCAGGGUAACUGCAACCACGUAUAAUUUUAUAACAGAGAUAUUUUUUAUGACUCAUAAGGCAAUAGAUUUAAGUUAUCGUGUUUGUAUCGAAAAAUACUUUCGAAUGAGUCGUGAAAUGCAUCGCCUGCAAGGUGCUCUUCAAGAUGCCAUGUCACAAGGUCAAACAGAAGUUGCCCAAAAUAUGACACAAAUAUUGACAACGCAAACUCAACAGUUCAUGUGCUUAAAAAGUACGCUUACUGAACCACAUACCGACGGACUUUUACUAAAUUACUACGAAGCGACGGCCAUUUGGCUCACGGAAAUCUCUUCAAAGUCAGCGGAAGUCUGCGAACAAUUAAGUUCGUCGGGAAACUUUGCACCAAAAGAGCGAUUGGAUUUGCCCUUACCUCUCCCGCCGUAUCUCCCAGUUUAUCUUAAAUCAAUUCCGGAAUAUAUCCUAGAGAAUGUCAUCGGCUAUCUGACUGUUAUGCGACAUUUCGGCCCACAAGCAUUAGAAUUGGAUACAGACGCGCAAAGCGCUAUAUUUCGUAUGAUACUCAUUUUCAUGGGGUGUGUCGAACGGGUGAGAAAUCCACAUUUGCGAGCAAGGCUAGCUGAAGGACUCGAGUGUUUCGUUCCUAAAGAAGACAACUUUCGUUCACCGCUGAAAACUAAUCUUUUCUUGCGCCACCAAGAUCGCCUUCAAAUAGUCCCAAACCUAUUGAAUGUCUUCGUAAGCAUAGAAAUGACGGGACAAUCUGUGCAAUUCGAGCAAAAGUUCAAUUACAGGCGACCAAUGUACUCUAUCAUGGAGUUCUUGUGGGACCUAGAUGAACAAAAGAAAUGCUUCAAACAUUUAGCUAUAGAAGCACAGAAAAACAUUGAAGCUGUCGAUCCACCAAUUUUCCUAAGAUUUGUUAAUUUGUUGAUAAACGAUGCAAUUUUCUUAUUGGAUGAAUCCCUUUCGAAUUUACAGCAAAUACGGACGUUACAAUCGGCACAGGAUAGUGGCGAGUGGAACUCAUUGCCUUCGGGAGAACGCCAGCAAAAUAUUGCCAAUUUACAGCAUUUGGGAAUGAUGGCAAGAUUUGACAACAUUUUAGGACGCGAUACAAUUAACAUCCUCAAACUCAUAACAACGACAAUUAAGGAAAUUUUUUGUCAUGUUUCGAUGGUCGACCGGGUUGCUGCAAUGCUUAAUUACUUCCUAUUAAAUUUAGUAGGUCCGAAAAAAGGAAAUUUCAAGGUUAAAGAUAAGAAGGAAUUUGAAUUCGACCCAGCACAUACUGUUAUGGACAUUUGCCGCAUUUAUGUCAACUUAAGUGAGAGCGAUGAGUUCUGCCUAGCUGUUUCACAAGAUGGUCGCUCCUACAGUGAUGAGUUAUUCGACUAUGCCGAGCAAGUUCUGGCUCGUAUUGGAGGAGGACAGUUAAUCGCAGAAAUUAAUGAACUUUCCAUGAAAAUUAAGCGAAUUGAACAACAACAUAGACAAGACCAAGAAGCGCUAGCUGAUGCGCCAGAUAUGUAUUUAGAUCCUAUUAUGUCGACCCUCAUGUUAGAUCCUGUAAUCUUACCUAGUUCUCGUGUGACAGUGGAUAGAAGUACAAUUGCUCGCCAUUUACUUAGCGAUCAAACAGACCCCUUCAAUCGGUCGCCGCUUACUAUGGAUCAGAUUAAACCUAAUGUCGAAUUGAGAAAGGAAAUUGGCAUUUGGAUGGAGAAGAAGAGGAAAGAAUAUGGUGAAAAACAGUUGCAAUCAGAGAACUCCAGCGAAUGAUCACAACCAAAAAUUCAUUAGGGCAGUUGAGCUAGAAAAUCAACUUCCCAAUAUCCACUCAUUCCACAUUACAUUCAUUGUAUUUGCUCCCCGAUUGGUGUUGUUCAGGCGAAAUCCCAAUAAAAUCACACAAAAACCUUUUAACUAAACGCUUUA